CACUUUUUAUUUUUUACAUUUCUUUCUCUCUAUCUCUUUCAUGGGUCCUUUUUAUUUUUCUUUCUAUCUUUCACCUCUUAAAAAAUGAGUUCUACGGGGGUAUAAUUGUCUUUUUAAGUACUAGUAGAGAGGUACAUAAGUCUUUUCAUGUACUACUUGAGGGGUACAUGUGUAAUUUCCCCACCAAACAGUAAAAGCAAAUUGCAAACAUUAAUUGGACAGCUCGACACAAGUAUUGAAUAAAUGACCAUGUUUUCUCAAUAUAUUUACAAAAAUGACAUCAAAUUAACAAAAAUUCGUUUAUCUGGCAAAUAAACUUGUAUUUGCCCUUAAAAAUUGUAUAGGGGACCGUGAAAAUAAAAGUGUAGCAACUAAUUUAUAAUUGUAUGGAGUACAUAUUUUUGAGCCUAACAUUUUAUUUCUCUCUUACAAAAAUUAACCUCAUUUUUUUUGUUAAAAAGCUUUUCAUUUUUUAAAUUUUUUUUUUCCCCUAUUAUAUAGCGUUAUCGUUAUAGAGGAGGUAAAGACUUGUGUGCCAAAUGAGGGCACGCAUAGUGAGUCUUCCAUCUUCCACUUUACAUGGAGAACAAGUGGGCCCAUCUUUUAUACAAAAGUGGAAAAAGUGGGGGAAAUGCUCACAAGAAAUAAGGCGGGUCUUUCUUUUAAACCCAAACUCACAUCCACUAUCAGUAAAACUUAAAGCAACCGUUCUCAACUGCUCUUUCCUCCUUUUCAUUACUCCUAUUUUCCCAUCAUUUCCCCUCUUUCCACCUUCACAUUCACAGGAAAUUAAGGUAAAACACUAAAAACUUUGUAAAUGAUGAACUGGGGAAGGAAGAAACCUUCUUCAGCUUCGUCGUCGUCUUCUUCCUCUCAGUCUCAUUUGAUAUCCCAUGUCUUUCCUCUUUCAUGGCUUUCGAAAUUCAAGCGAAGCGAUCACCCGGGUUCUAAGAUGCAUAAAGCUAACCAAAAAGAGAAGCAGCAGCAGCAAAGUUUACAAAGGGUGAGGAAUUCAUCAAGAGCAACACCAAAGCAUCCUAGUUAUUGCUUGGAUAGUAGGUUCUAUACUCAGGAUAAUGAUGGCUUUUGGAGGCUUUCGAUUAAUGAGGGGAGUAAGGAAGGCGGAAACGAGUUUGUGGCUCCGCAGAAUUAUUUUGGCAACUGUAAAUCAAAUGUUAAAGAAGGUACAGCAAAGAAGAGGAGCCAGAAGUCUAAAGUUGUGAAGGCUGAGAAUUUGCCGGAAAAGGGUGAUGUAAGUAAGGAAGCUGAGAAGAAUGAAAGUCUGCAAAGGACAUAUCGGAGGAUUAUGGAAGUAACAGAGGAAUUACAUAGGGAAUUGGAUGAAGUAAAUGGGUAUCGAAAGUCUGUCGAAAAGGAAUUGUCAGAUUUUGAGCUUUUACCUGUAAUGCAGAUGGUGGGAAGGGCUGAUGAAAGGCUACUUAGCAAUGAUUCAGAUAAAAACCCGAAUGCAGCUCUCAGGGACUUCGGCUGCUAUCAUCAUGAAACAACUGAUGGAAAUGAUCAGAGAUCAGAGUGGCAAAAACUGAAAGAUGCCAAAAUAAAAGAGGUGCUGAUGAAAGGUGAGAAACAGAGGAAGUCUUUUCAUGUAGGAAGGGGAAGCAAUAAGAUCAGAGUUAGCUCUCCCAAGACACCUUCCAAGAUGGAAUCUUGCAAGAUAAAAGCACUGGAAGACAUGAAAAAAGCCAAAACAAAAAAGAAGAUAAAGGAAUUGCAACUGGAUAAUAGAGUAGCAGAAUUAGGAAGUUUUGCUGUAGUCAAAACUUCGCGCAAUCCACAACAGGAUUUCAGAGAUUCAAUGCUUGAGAUGAUUAUGGAGAAAAGAAUCAGAAGGGCAGAGGAACUUGAAGAGUUGUUGGCUUGUUAUCUUACUUUGAACGCCGAUGAGUACCAUGAUCUCAUCAUUAAGGUCUUUCGACAAGUAUGGCGUGAGCUGGAAGAAGCCUAGUCUAACCAAAGAUUACCAAAGAAACAUUAGUUCAAUGUUUAACUGUUUUUUGUUUCUAAAAGAAAAGGCAGCUACUCUUAAUCCUAACUGUAUGUAAAUAGUUUUCUGUAUCUAUGCUUUAACCUUUAAUUGUAGUCAGGAUGUUUCCUCAGACUAACUUGAAGAUGAAAAUUGCGUAGAUUUCUAAAGCAUAUGAACUCGUAUGAUCUAUGUGUUUUAUAUUAUACCAUGUAAUCUACUAGAAAGAUCAUAUACAAUAGCCCCAUUAUCAUCAAUACAUUACCAGAUUACCUUAUCAGCAACAAGAUGGAUUCUCUGGGAAAAUUUAUGAUCCAAUAGAGCAGAGCACCUGCAUCAAUAAUUCAGCAUUUCUUCUGCUGUUUUACAGGGAAUCUAGAUUUUUCUUUGGUGUGGUUACAAGUUUAUGACUAGCGUUUCAGAAUAAUUUCCUGUCAGACUGAUUUGGUAAUGACAUCAGAACAUUUUAACGCGGCACCUCAUUUAGAAAGCUUACUCUUUAGCCAUACAUUCUUUAACAUCCAAUUACAGCAAUAGGUUCAGAUACUACUAAAUAAGUAGAAUUCUCAGUCCAGAAAUUUUCUUUUUUGAUAAUAAUUGAAGAGCUGAUGUAAAGUCCCACUACUACUACUACUACUACUGCUGCUGCUGCUGCUGCUGCUGCUGCUCCUGCUGCUCCUCCUCCUCCUGCUGCUGCUGCUGCUGCUGCUGCUGCUGCUGCUGCUGCUGCUGCUGCUGCUACUGCUGCUACUACACUACUACUACUACACUACUACUACUACUACUACUAAGCCUAUGCAAUAAGUUCUAUACACGUUUUUACUAAAGUCGGCUAAGAUGCAGGGUUUUUCAGUCUUCAGUUCCCAUCUUCAGAUAACACAUAAGCUAGCAAACUGAGAUUUGAGGAAA
Messenger RNA from Chenopodium quinoa (quinoa), 2893 nucleotides. RefSeq names its product transcription repressor OFP5-like. The record is from RefSeq and is a predicted model, not a curated record. Gene Ontology annotation, biological process: negative regulation of DNA-templated transcription. NCBI's taxonomy places the organism in Eukaryota, Viridiplantae, Streptophyta, Magnoliopsida, Caryophyllales, Amaranthaceae. The transcript has a single exon. The coding region runs from base 818 to 1966 and encodes 382 amino acids.